AUGUAUGGCGAAGAGGCAUCAAAACUGGCGCGCGAAACCAAGCGGACAAUAGAUCACUUUCCACCCUAUAAUGACCCCCUCGUCCGCUCCAUCACGCGCGAGAUUCGGCACCUGCACGAAACCUGCCAAGCCCUCAUUCGUGAAUACGGUCUUCAAAAGCACCAGGUCGAAUCCGAAGUUGAACGACGAUGGCACGAACAGCAUAGCUCCUUUGCGUCAGCAUCAACACUCGCAGCAACAGGAACACAGGAGCAAGCAGGAGACACAGACACCAAUCACACGACCCUCGCCAUGCUUGAGGACCCAUCGCCGUCCAGUUCCACAGCCGUUCACUUGACUACAUCAUCACAUGCCUCCAUGAUGGGUCUUCAGGCACAGAAACAACAGGCGCUGCAAUCGCUGACAGAGAUAUUCUGGACAAAGUAUCUCGUCCAUAUGACGCCACUCCAGCGCAACAAGCGGAUCUUAAUGGCCUAUCAUUACCAGCGGAUCGAAAAGAUCAAGGAGCUCGCCUGGGCCUUCAACACUUUAUCAGAGUCCUCUCGGCGGUUACUCUCUCCAGACGAAAUUGUCUUCUUUAACGAAUACGAAAGACAAUGUAGAAACAAGUAUUCGAGUCAGGGCACAUUUGGAGAGAUCGAUCUGGGCCUCGGUAUGAUCUCGCCACCCAAGGAGGUCUUUAUUACGGUCAGGGUCAUAAAGGACUGCGGAGAUAUCGUUACCGAGAGCGGGGCCACGCUGAGUCUGAAGAAGAACUCGGAACACUUUGUGAAGCGGGGCGACGUAGAGCGGCUGAUUACCCAAGGCUAUCUUUUACACGUUGCUUGA
Molecule: messenger RNA, 828 nt
Organism: Gamsiella multidivaricata
Lineage: Eukaryota; Fungi; Mortierellomycota; Mortierellomycetes; Mortierellales; Mortierellaceae
Exons: 1
Coding region: 1-828 (275 amino acids)
Biological process (GO): DNA replication; DNA strand elongation involved in mitotic DNA replication
Cellular component (GO): GINS complex
Source: RefSeq, a predicted model, not a curated record